AUGGCUGAGCAGCAAAUUCAACAUUUCAGUCACAAGCAUCCAUUGAUAUUCAAGAAGGAGCAGAACGACAGUGGCUUGGUUUUUUGCUCAGUGUGCGAGGACCCAGUGCUUGGCUCAAGCUACACUUGCAACCAAUGCAGCCCUGCCUUCAUUCUCCAUAAAUCUUGUGCAGAUAAACUAACUCCUGAGAUACACAACCCGAUCCACCCCAAACACCCACUUAGUCUCCACCCACCCCAAAAUGGCAACUUCUGUAGUGACUGUUACCAACCAUGCAGCGGCUUCAUCUACUAUUGUCAUGUCUGUAAAUUCGGAAUAGACCUCAAAUGCGCUUCAAAGUGGGAAAACUACUGUCAUGACCACAAAUUCACCGUCCUGAAGAACCGUACUAUUAAAUUCACUUGUGAUGUCUGUGGCAAAGAUGGCAACGUCGACUUAUACCUCUGUGGCAUCUGCCAGCUCAUGGUGCAUAAGAAAUGCUCUUGGCUACCACGCCGUGUCAAAAUAGGAGACCACAAUCACAGACUCAAGCUCACCUGGCGCUUUGAAGACAUUUACCCCAAAAAGCAACGUUUCUGCUCCUUUUGCAAUAGACACAUGGACCAAAGCCGCGCUGUUUAUUAUUGUCAUGAAUGUUGCAGUUAUGUUGCCCACAAUUCAUGCGCCACCAAGGAGACCACUCCCGACGACGACCCCCAACAUAAGAACAACCAAACAAAAUCAGAUCCAGCUGCGCAGAUCAACCAAACAAAAUCAGAACCAGCUGUUCAGAUCAACCAAACAAAAUCAGAACAAGCUGUGCAGAUCAACCAUUUUAGUCAUCAACAUCGCUUAACCCUCAUCACUGAUCAUCAUGAGAUGUGCAGGACAAGAAGAGUCGUCAUGUCAUUUCUUUCUCCACUUAAUUUGUGCCCAAUUCGAUCGAAAGAGGCCCAAGGGUUCGGAUACUACUGUGAUAAUAAGGGCUGUGACGUCUACUUUAUCAAGGAGGAAGGCUUCUACCUUGACCUUCACUGCAGUAUUCUUUGGGAAUAUAAUAAGUCUCUUAAACAUGAGGCACAUCAUCAUGACCUCCGCUUCAUCAUAAAACAGGGUAGUUCUAAUCAAUGUAAGGGUUGUGGUGCUUCUAAGCACAUUGGUUGGUUCAGUUGUACUAUUUUGGCAUGCAACUUCAACCUUUGUAUUCCAUGUGUUAAAUUACCUCUCACAGCCCGGCACAGAUACGACGAUCACCAUCUCAAGCUCACCUAUAGAGUUACAGACAUGCUAGCUGAACAUUAUUGUGAAAUAUGCGAAGGACCACGAAUUCCGAAACAUUGGUUCUACUCCUGCUCAGAUUGCGACUUUCAUUGCCAUCCUCAUUGCAUUCUAGGGAGGUAUCCGCAAGUCAAGUUAGGGGGAGCUUAUAAGCACGACACUCACCCACACCCUGUUACUCUUGUUUAUAAGGAAAGGAGUGUCAUUCCUUCUGAUAAAAGGGAGCACAUUCUUGAUUGUCAAGCAUGUGGUGAACCGUGUGAAGGGUUGGUCUGGGAAUGUUCUAAGUGUAAUGUCAAUAUCCACCGAAAAGGUUACUGUAGAUCCACUAAAGAAGACAAAAGUGUCUCUGAUUUGAAUUCUGGUUUAAGGUUAAAGUCUUAAGGUUUUCAAAAAUGGAUAGAGAGAGAGAGAGAUGGCUGAGCAGCAAAUUCUACAUUUCAGUGACGAGAAUCCAUUGAUGUUCAAGGAAGAGUAGAAGAAGGAUGGUCCCUUGGUUUUUUGCUUAGCGUGUGAGGACCCAGUGCUUGGCCCAAGCUACACUUGCAAACAUGUCCUUUUUUUGUGUGCAAACAAUGUCUAUUUGAAUCUAUUUGAUGUUUGUUUGGUGUGUACACAAACUCGGCCAUCUCUCUGUCUUAAGUUUGAUUCAGGUAAGAAGUACAUGCAUGUAACUAA
This is a messenger RNA of Prunus dulcis (almond), 1935 nucleotides long. RefSeq lists its product as uncharacterized. NCBI's taxonomy places the organism in Eukaryota, Viridiplantae, Streptophyta, Magnoliopsida, Rosales, Rosaceae. The transcript is spliced from 3 exons. Bases 1 to 1641 code for a protein of 546 amino acids. The record is from RefSeq and is a predicted model, not a curated record.